UGCAUGUAGAGCAAUAUGGCGGGUGCUGCUUGCCUGCUCUUUCUCUUCUUCACUCUCGCCCAGUCUAUCACAGAAAAAGAAUUUACAAUAUACAAUGAAUUAGAAGAAGCUCUCACUAACAACAGCCUCGCUCUAUUUAGUCUAAGGAAGCUAUUCUUUCCUUCUACCGGAGCUCCCGGUAGAUUAUGUACACCAAUCAGGUACCAACUGUCCUGUGGCGAAGACAUUAAUGUCACUUACAACUACCUAUGGACCCAAUAUAAUUCCAAUAAUUUAGUUGGACAGAUAUUAGUUAAUUUCGCUCACUAUGGCAUAGUCCUCCGUGGUUUCAAUUGGGAGCAGUACUGUCACUUGUAUCAUAUCAACGGUUCUGUCACCAUUAAUCUUGAUGUACCGUCCCUUGAUUGUAUCAACGAUGAAGAAAUAGUACACAAGCAACUACUGGACCUUACUACCUCAUUAAGGACUUACGCUAGCCUUGCUAAAACCUCCAGUGGCAUAUCUGGUGAAUCCUUCAACAGCUAUGGAGGUCACUCCGUCAACUGGACUGAUGACCCAAACGAUGAUAUAGUCUUUCACAGUAGCUAUGUCAUCCUGACCACCAUCAUCUCACUCAUUGACUUCUUUGUGUUCUUCUUUUCCCUCGGUAUUGCCUCCAAUGUAUACGAUACUAUCUAUGAUCACAUUAAGUGCAAGAAGAGUCCUUACUAUCCAUUGUUCUGGUCUUUUGUUAGUCUGGUUAUUAUAUGGGAUGUUGGUCCAGGCUGGUUAGUACUUUCUGCUGGAUCCAUUCAUGUCAGAAGUAUCAUAGGUGUCAUGGUACCCCUACAGCUGUUCAUUGCUAUUUUCAUGAAGAAGUACGUGGACUUCCCGAUACCUGGUUUAAACUGGAAGAAACUCUCAGCAGAGUAUCAGGGAUACUGUCACCAGCCUGGCUUAGAGGCUGAGCAGGGGGGCGGACACAGUGGGCGUGGCAAGGGUAAAAGUAAAUAUCGUAAGUCCUUCUUCUGGCAGGUGGCUAGACGUAGGUUUCGAUUGAGAGUGGCUCUUUCCUUCAUUGUACAGACUCUGGCAGUCUGGGGGUUACUGAUAUUCUUCACUUACAUAGUCCUCUACUCCAUGACCAUUACCAUCAGUCUCUACCUGUUCCCUAUACAUACUCUCCUUAAACUCAUCUUCAUCAAAGCUGUUGCUCUCUGUGCUGUCUUUGACGUUGCUCUUAUAUUCAUUGCAGGUACCUGGCAGUCGUCCUUCAAUAAGAAAUCUAUACUACAUAAUUUUGGACUCAUCGUUCAGCUAUUAGCUGUCAUUUCUUUCUUUCCUAUUCUUGUAUUUCUCUCAUUUGUCGUUGGUGGUAUUUUAUUUACGGAUUCUGCUGACAAGCUCAACGGUAUUCAAGGUAUCCUAGCCUUGCUGCCAUCAGCAUUCCUCAUAUUAGUCGGCUGGUAUACUCACGGUAAACUCUUCCCCGAGGAACUCGUAAGUACUAACUCAAUUGCUGACAUUGAGAAGAAUGCAGAGAGUAAGGAUGAGGGAAACCCAUCUGCUGCCAAGCCCUCCAUCAGUUCAACUAGACCUAGUAUGAGUCUGGCCGAGAAGGCUAAAGCAUACAUGGAUUCUAAUUCGGUGAGUUAUGGAGCUGCUGAUGAAACCACCAGGUUUGAAGGAGGAGGGGGAGGAGAGAGGGAUCCAUUGCUACCUUCCUCAAGGCCAGUCUAACUAGUCUAAUAAUAAUAAUACUUAAUUGUUGUUAUAAUAAUAAUUAUUAUUAUUUGCAUUGUUGCUGUUUCCCUUUUCCCCUAAAUAAUAAUAAUGAUACUAAUUUUGUCUCUUUUUGGUUAAAACUUUAUUUUUUCAUUUGAAAAUGAACAUGUAAUACUAAUACAUUGAUUUGUGCACUGAAAUUGAUGUAAUCAUUCAUGAUGAUACUUUUUUGUAAGAAUUUGUUAUAAUUUUCUUCA
Molecule: messenger RNA, 1961 nt
Organism: Amphimedon queenslandica
Lineage: Eukaryota; Metazoa; Porifera; Demospongiae; Haplosclerida; Niphatidae
Exons: 2
Coding region: 16-1719 (567 amino acids)
Source: RefSeq, a predicted model, not a curated record